AAAUUCGAGCGCCAUUUUCGGAUGUCAACAAAAAGAUGGCCUAUCGCCCCGUGCAGGUUUUCGCUUCUCUGGCCACGAAAGACCGCGAGAAAAAGGCGAGAAACGUGGAUGAAAACGAAGAGAACAUCCGGAGGGUUGUCAGGAAGAACGAGGUCGAGGUUUCGGCGACGGGGGAGCUUUCUCUGCCGCCCGACCGCGCCAGAGUGACCGUCAUAGUGAGCAGUAAGAAGGAAGCUGUGCUGGAGGCUAAAACCAGCGUACAGAGACGGCUGGACUACAUCCUACAGGUGCUGCAGACGCAUCAUGUCAAGGAAGGUGACACCCAGAUCUCCAAGGUCAUCCAGAGGGUGGAUGGACUGUACCACAUGGAGGGGGAGGUCAGGGUGGUGUUUGUGGACUUCCUGAAGUGCCAGGGCGUCUGUAACUUCCUGGUGGAGAAGAUGGACGAGACGGUCGUCGUGGCAACCCCAGAGUUCUUCCACAGUCCGCAGAGGUUGGAGGAGCUCAGACGACAAGCUUGUCUCCUGGCAGUCAGAAAUGCACGACAAAAAGCUGUGGAAGUUGCCAGACUACUCCGUUCAUCUGUGGGCCAGCCAAUCAGCAUCAAGGAAGAGAGUUGUCGGGAAUGGGAGGGGCCACCUGCUCAGGGACAGUCACAUGACCAAGACAAGCCAAUGACGUACCAGGAGAGAAUUGCCAUGGCAACAGUGACAGUUCAAGCCAAGGUGUUUGCUAGCUUUGAGCUGAAGCCAAAGGAAAAAGGCAGAGCUCCUUCUGGAGGAAGAUAGCAGCACUUUUUUUUUAUCUCAAGACUGUUCUUUUUUUUCAGAAAGUUCUGGAAUUUUACUUGCAAUCAAGGAAGUUUGCUAUCAAGUGAUGUUUUAGUUAGAAAAGUGCCAAAAGUUGUCAGGAUGAUGAGAUAGACUCACAUGACAUGUUACAUGUAUCAUGUUCGUGUAUGAUAUACAUCAGUAAGGCGGUGUGUUGCAGUAAUACUGUAAACCGUUAGAUGUCCCCAUGUGAAUGUCUCUCUGUAUGUUCAACAUGCUAUUGUAAAUGAAAUAGAAUCCCGCUUUAUGGUACAAGUUUUAGUACAUUUUUCAUUUGAAAAUAAUUUUUGGGGAGUACCUUUAUAAACUCUGGCAAUGUUUCAGUUGGAUUUUGCUUCUGGAGUUAUAUAAAAUAGUCUAAAUACAUUAACAUUAACAAUCAUCAGUACAGUAAUAAACCAGUCAAAGAAUCACACAAACAGGACAGCGAGUAAAUUGAUCGAAAAAUUAUACCUUUAAUUUAAUGAUACACUGUACAUCUUUUCCACUUACAGAACACUGAGCCCAACAUAAAAGCAUACACUGGGUAGGAGACAACUACAGAACUUAAUCAUGGGAAACAGGACCACUUACUAACUACAGUCAACACAAAAUGUUCAAUCAAUUAUACACUGUACUAAGUAAAUAUAGGGCAUGACGAUUUGUCACAAAAAAUGGUGUGAUUUUAAAAUCAAAAAUUAGUCAAAACUGAAGCAGUACUAGACUGAACAAAUUCACUUUUUAGGAAUUGAUAACAGCUAAUUUUUUUUCUACACAUCAUCUUGCUGUCCCUGAUAGCAUAAAAAUAUGUGCACUAUUUACACAACAGGGAAAAUGCACAUCUCGAACAUGAUGUUUCUCACAUUGUCCCACAGACUUAUCAAUCAAAAAUGUUACAAACAUUCAGGAUGGGAAUCAGAUUACCUCAGAAUACCUUACCUGUGUGUGUGUGUGUGGGGGGGGGGGUAUUACC
Messenger RNA from Branchiostoma belcheri (Belcher's lancelet), 1782 nucleotides. RefSeq names its product interleukin-1 receptor-associated kinase 1-binding protein 1-like. The record is from RefSeq and is a predicted model, not a curated record. Lineage: Eukaryota; Metazoa; Chordata; Leptocardii; Amphioxiformes; Branchiostomatidae. The coding region runs from base 36 to 788 and encodes 250 amino acids. Gene Ontology annotation, biological process: canonical NF-kappaB signal transduction; immune response. The transcript is spliced from 4 exons.